Molecule: messenger RNA, 2026 nt
Organism: Drosophila grimshawi
Lineage: Eukaryota; Metazoa; Arthropoda; Insecta; Diptera; Drosophilidae
Gene: CNBP
Product: CCHC-type zinc finger protein CG3800
Exons: 1
Coding region: 282-818 (178 amino acids)
Molecular function (GO): nucleic acid binding; zinc ion binding
Source: RefSeq, a predicted model, not a curated record
GAAUUUCUCUGUCUCGAUACCUCAUUGUACUAGUUUCGUGCGGUAGCCAUUUUAAUUUUUGGCGUCGAAAAAAGUACGGCGAGCGAAAUUCGCAUAUCCUGUUGGGUUUUGUGCUGUAAUUAACGCAUUUAACGCCAGAGUCAGUUAGCGCUCUGCGCUGUGUGUGGAUCCGCAAAACUGAGGCAACGAACGCAAAACAAAGCCAACAUCUACCGCAAAACAACUGAAUCGACUCGAUCAAAAAAAAAAAGAAAAGAGAAGAAGAAAAAAAGUACAGUAAAAUGUCGAUGUCUGCCACGUGCUACAAGUGCAACCGGCCGGGCCACUUUGCCCGCGACUGCAGUCUCGGCGGUGGGCCAGGCGGCGGUGGACCCGGUGGUGGCGGCGGAAUGCGUGGUGAUGGGGGCGGUGGCGGCAUGCGCCGCAAUCGUGAAAAGUGCUAUAAGUGCAACCAAUUUGGGCACUUUGCACGCGCCUGCCCGGAGGAGGCGGAGCGCUGCUAUCGCUGCAACGGCGUUGGCCACAUCUCGAAGGACUGCACCCAGGCCGAUAACCCGUCCUGCUACAGGUGCAACAAGCCUGGACAUUGGGUGCGCAACUGCCCCGAGGCAGUCAAUGAGCGUGGCACCGGUGGUGGCAGCGGCGGUGGUGGCGGCGGCGGUGGUGGUGGCGGAGGCCCAGCAAAUGUCUCGUGCUACAAGUGCAAUCGCACCGGACACAUCUCCAAGAAUUGCCCGGAGACGUCGAAGACUUGCUACGGCUGCGGCAAGAGCGGACAUCUUAGACGUGAAUGCGACGAGAAAGGCGGACGAAACUAGAGCAGAGAGAGCGAGAACAAGCAAGCAACACCAACACUCCCUCUCUCACUCUCUCUUUCCCUUGCGUGUGAGGAGAAAUCAACGAAAGAAAGAAAGAGAAAAAGUUUUGUCAAAUAAAAAAAAGAAAAAUUUAAAGAAAAAACUAAUGAAAAAAAUCAAUUGCCAGCCAACAACAACUACAACAACAAGAACAGCAAACAAAAGCAAAGUAUAAAGCAAACAACAAGAAAAAGCAGAAGCGACCAAUCAGUAAAACCAAGUCAAGAUCAACACAGCCACACACACUCACACACCAACACACAAAACAACCCCAAACACACACACACAUAUACACCCAUACCAGCAUACAUAUAUCUAUAACCAUCAUCUAAGCAGCACAUCUCUAAUUCCAAAGCUCUGAGCCUGCAGUCGAAACAGAAGAAGAAUGAAGAGGAAGAGCAGUGUAUAACAACAAGGAGAAAGCACGAAGAAAGAGAAGACAAUGACGACGGCGCUGGCAGCGCUGUGCAGCUGCUGGUAGCACUUGAAGAAGAAGAAUAAGAGACAAGGCGUCGUGUAUUUUAGUAGCUACUACCACAAUAGCAACAACAACAACUAUAUUAUUAUUACAAUGCUACAAACGUGUUUGAAUUUACUAAUUACAAUUAUAACGAAUGGAAAGAAAAGAAGAAAAAAAAACAAAACUAUAUAAGAAUAUAUAAUUUACCUUAAACAAAAAAAAGCAAGAAAAAACGAAAAAAAAUAUAUAAGUAUGUAUGUACUACAAAAGUAUCCUAUUAGGAGUUCCAACACGCAGCAGAUAAACAAUACGAUGAUGUAGAAGCAAGCGGCUAUUUAGAAGAAGGGAGGAGCAGGCGAUUACUCCAAAAAGCUGCGGCCGGCGAGCUUUUGCACUUCACACCCAUCAUCCAAACAAGCAAGAUCUCUAGCGGGUUAGCUUUACCAGCUAACUGAAGCAGAAGCAGCAGCAGCGACAACAACAACAACAAGAGCAGCAGCAAGAACAACUCAACAAUGGCAGAUAGUAGUAGACGACACCAGGCAGACACGAAAAACCGAAAAUCGAAAGCAAAAAAAGAAGCAAAAAGCUGCACACGAGAAGUGGUGGGAUGAGGAUGAGCAGAACAGACGAAACUCAACAAUUGUAAUAACUUUUUCACAAGGCGAACUACGAAGAUGAUGACGAUGAUGAUUAUGAAGAUGAUGAA